UGUAAACAAACGCGGUCUAGUUUGACCUCGCGUAAAUUCUAACCGGCGUUUGUGUGUUGAUCUGAGCAUAAAUUGAUCGUUUCCCAAACUGACAGUGUAGAAGUUAUCAAUAAUAUUGUUGUAGAGCGUAAAUUUUGAUUGAAGUUUGUUCGUUCAUUUAUGAAUUGACCGUGUUUUAAAAUUUGGAAUAUUGUAAACAAACGAGUUGCAAGAGUGCACAGUGUUAUAAGUUAGUUGACUCCUCGUUACUUUUGACCGGCUCUCGGAAGUUGAUGUGUGUUGACCUUUUUUUAAGUUGACAGUUAUAUUGUGAAAGAUUCAUGAUUGAUUCUGGCGCUCAAUUAUAAUUCAAUAAAUUUUCUAUUCGAUGGAAAAAAUCGCAUUUAAUUUGAAAAUUGAUUAACAGGAAAUUAUUUUAUUUCCUAUACAGUGACAACAGUGAAUAGUGAGGCUGAUCUUGCCAUCUAUCUUCAGGCAUACCUUGAUUGUUUAUCGUUUAAGUGAAGUUUUACUAAUUCUGUUUGGAAGUGCAUAUUUGACUACGUUAACUGGAAUCAUGUCUUGAAGAAGCUACUACUGGAAUCAAAAAUUAACUCCACCCUCCAACCCUCAAUCACAACAUGCAUCUACAAGUGACGAAUUUCGCGUCAUGCAGUGAGAAAGUGUGAACCAGUGAAAACAUAUCUCAUUUUCCCAAAAUGAUUAGAAAUGGUACAAACUCUUUGGGUAGACCCUAUAGACCCAGGUCAUCAACCUCAGAAACAAUCCCUUUCGCAGAUUCUCCCGACAGUCCUUCCAUUUUACCGCCAAAAAUCUCUCCCAAAUCUGGGGGUCCAUCCCCCCCACACAACUGUCGUUUACAAAUGGGACGAUAUCCUCUACCAUUACCCCCUCCUCCACCCUCUCCACCAUCACUAUCAACCCCUCCCCAUAGAAUUCACAUGAUUGACACUGAUGAUACAACCAGUUUGAAUAAUAUUUUGGAUGCCAUUGAAGAUCUGCCCGAUGAAUCCUCGGAGGGAUCGGUUUUCGAGGAAGAAGAGGGUGUGGAUGGAAAGGAGGAGGAGGAGGACCGGUUGACUCCGCUUCGUUCGCCCAAGGAUAGAUUGCAGGCUUGCAGGCUAAACUUACAAAAUAUGGCAGAAGUAUGCAAGAAACAGGGAGCCAGAAAUGUUCAGGAUGGCAGCCUUGCAACGCCACCAUGCUCACCGCUGCACUCGCCAAUGCUGCCAACUGCUCCGGCGUCCAUAGCAGGCGACACUCACUACAUAUCGUCGGUGAGGGCGUCGUCGCGACGCACGGGUGGCAGUCUCGGCAGUCCCGAAAAGGAAAGAGACAGAGAUCCUCUCACUCGGUUGUUGCGGUUUCUCAGGGCGUUCUACAGGGAGUUAGCCGCCAGGGACCCUGUUUACCCCCCACCAUGGGCGCCCCCUCUACCCCCGGGGACCACUUGUGCGGCCCACUUCGAGCCAGCACUCCUCCUCGCCCCUCUCUCUACCUCCUCGAGAACCGAGACCGAGCCACGGGACUACAUAGGCAUCGACCAGAUAUUCUCCGCUGUCAGGACGACAGACGGGAUGGUAUACGAGGCGCCGCGACGCGUGCUGAUCGAGGGGUCGGCCGGCAGCGGCAAGACGACGCUGGCGCUUCGUGUUCUGCACUCGUGGGCCACCCAUGACCAUGACUCCAACCCCAUCCAAUUGGCCCUCUUUGUGCCCCUCAGGGAGCUCAGGGGCGGCUCGCUGUCUCAUUACCUUGGCAAGUUUCAAACAUUUAUUUCAUGCAGGUUGCUAAUUACCUGCUGUCCCGGAUGGAAUGCUGAGCUGGCACCUUUUGUGCAGAGGCGGCUACUUCUGCAAGGACUCGACUGGAAGCAUGUACAGCGAUUGGUUUAUUCAUUCUUCUCCUCAAAUAAGGAACCGGGUCUAGCAGACACAUUCCUGGAACAAGUGACGUCGAGCCCGGCUGUUCUGCGCCCUCUCUGCGGCUGGCCCCUGGGUUGGUUGCUGCUCUGCGUCCUCUUCGACGAGACGGGAUGUCGGUUACCUUCCGAAUCACUAGACCUGCAUCAGUCGCUGUUCAAGUGUCUAAUCAGACGAAGCCUGAUCAAACGCGGAGACGCGCUCAACUCUCCCCUGAAUGGCGCCGCCCCGGAUUUGCCCGGCCACUGCAAGAAACUACUCGCCGAGUUUGGAAAGCUGGCUCUGACCUGUGUCAAAGAGGAUCGCUUUUCUUACACGGAUUCCGAAAUUAGAGCCCACUGCCGAGGCGGCGGUCUGGAGGUGACUGAGCUGGGUUUCCUGAUGCGCGGCUUAAACUUCGGUCGCACGCAUGCGCAGAAGAAGCGGCCCGAUCACUACACGCCGCUGCACCGGUCGCUGGCCGAGUUCCUGGCCGCAUACUACCUGUCGUCGGUCGUCCACUACUCCAACAUCCUGCGUCGUGAACUGGAGGAUCUGCCCGGAUUGGCGGCCGGCUGCGUCAAGCCUAGCAGUGUCCUCGUGCUCAGGUUUCUGCUGGGGUUACUCGGCAAGAAGGGCCAUUUGGUAUUCGGCCAACUGAGCCCCCUUGACUUACCCACCCGAACCCUGUUCUCCCUGCUUCAAGCUGCCGGCCCCUCCGAACUGAACGUGGCCGCAGUGUGCCGACUGGUGGGCGCUGCAGGGGGGUCUGCAGGGGGUGCUACGGGUCAACCGCCCCCUCACAUGGGCGCAGAGGGUGGCCAGGGGCUGGUGCCCCCCCUGGUGCAUACCGCGCCUCUUGAACUCGAAGGUUGGGCAAGUGUCUUGAGAAGUGACGCUUGUACCCUGGAAGCGUUGGAGCUGGUGUUUCAGUUUGAUAAGGGCGAAGACUGCGAGCCCCUUCUGGACUCGUUCUUCGCAGCGUUGUCAGCCAACGACAGCGUUCGCACUGUGAGGAUAUCGUCACUGCUAGGUCAUGAGUUCACAGCCGCCGAGGUGGAAAGGCUGGCCGUCUACGUCAAGACCACACUUCCCAAGGCACGGCUGCACACUUUCGAGCUGGUCAUCACUUGUCUCGAGGAUAGUGUGCAUGAUAGGUUCCAGUGCCUAGUAGACGCUCUGUCGGAAGGCCUGACGCACGCUGCCAGUGCCAACCUUAGCAAGCUGGUGUUGGACCUGAACCUGAGCACAGCUCAGGUGGCCCAGCUGUGCGGUGCACUCAGGUGCGCCCCUCAGGUGAACGUGCUGCACCUGCCGCACCUGGGUUGCGGUCGGGAUGGCCUCAAGGCCAUAGCUGGCCUCCUCACCUGCCGGCCACUGGUAGCAUUGAAUCUGUCGGGUAGUUGGGGCAUGCGGAGGGAGGAUCCGCCUUCUUCCACAGGCUCAGGAAGCAUGAGCAGCAGUGGCCAGUACUCGACGGUGAAACAAGCAGCGCAGCAACAGGUAUCACCGAAGACCAACUCUUACUACUUCAGCUCUCUGCCACGGGGAGCGUUAGGCGCCUACAACAGCCUCACCCGUCCCGCCACCCUGCCAAGACAGCCGCUCCAAAACUACGUCCUCGACGGCUAUAGCACCACCACCGACUCCAAACGCAACUCAGACUCCGUACUUUUCCAACGUCUCUUCCACCCUCUACCCUCCUGUGAUGCGGCUCUACAUUCGUCCUCCGGCUUCCACGAUGUGUUUGAAGCGAUCCGUGACCCGAGCUGCAAACUGAGGAGUUUGAACGUGAGCAAAUGUCUGCUGGGGGCUGAAGACGCGCUAUGUCUGGGUGAAACAAUGCGACGGUCAGGGUGUCUGGACGCACUGCGACUGGAGGGUGCAACGCGGUUGGGUGAGGUGUUGCCGGUUCUGCUGGGCCUGGCUGAUAAUAGUAGUUUGCAGCUACUGGAUUUGGGGUCGCAGCGCCUGGUGUUGGAUGAUGGGCCCACGCAGCUCGUAUGUCAGGCACUCAUCAAGAACACAAGUCUCAGGUUGUUGAGCUUGGAAGGAUGGACGUUCCGGAUAGAGGAAGAAGGUUCGCUGCCUGUAUUUCUGGCGUUCCUGCAGGCGACAUCUGUCCGUGACCUGGUGUUGGCGAACUGCCGUCUGCACGUCGCCAUCCACGACGGACGCCUGGGCGGACACGGACGGAUCACGGCCGGGUCACGUGGCGGUCACGGUGAUUCCAUCGCUCAGCUGCUGGCCUACCUGCCGGCCGACUUUCAGAGUCAGACGGUCGUGUUUCUCAGGCUCGGCGGAUUUCAGGUUACCGUCAACGAUAGACUAGCUCUCCGUGGACCACUGCUCCUUCCGUUCCUGCGAGGCUUCACUCACCUGAGCGACCUCGACCUGAGCCUUGACAAGAAUUCGACCCACUCCAACCCACUUCUCAUCGAUGACAAGACGCUCGUCGCAUUCUUUCAGACUCUUUGCAUGCACUUCCGAUCGCUGCAGAGUCUUAAGAUUAGUUACUGGAGGAUAUCACUAGAAGAAUGCGAGCGCACGUUGCGCACAAUCGGUCGUUGCCUGAAGACAUGCUCGCUGAGCUAUCUGAAACUGAACGGUCUGGUGGUGACGGACACCAUCCACAAGGCAUCGCUGGAGCACUUCCUGCUGCAGACGUGCGUCGCCAACCUCAACUACCUCAGCUGGUUGUCCAUAGUCGGCGUGCCGCUCACCCCCGGUCAGGCGUCCGGCUUCGGAAAGUGUGUCAGGGAACGGUUCCCGGGAACAGUGCUUCAGCUCAGUGCCAAGGACGUGGGAACUGAAGCGCUCAAGAACAUGGUCAAUGUUCUCGAAGAGGGGGGCAAGAUUGCGGUCUUGUUUAUUGGGGGUCCCAGUUGUAACUUGAGGAUACACAGGCUGUUGAAAAACCAGAAAUUGAGGGGGAAGUUCAAGAGGUUUACGUCACUUAAAGAGUGAAUAUAUAGUUGAAAAAUAAUAAAUUUUGAUGUUGUCUGUAUAAAGGCUCUUUGAUGUUAUUUGAAGAUGUAUAGGAUUUUGAAAAACCGGAAACUAAAGGGCAAGUAAUGGAGUUUCGUCGCUUAAGGAAUAAAUCAAUAAAUGUUUUUAUAAAUAGUAAAAUAUUGAGAAACUAAGGGGCAAGCUUACGUCGCUUAAUGAAUGAAUGAAUGAUGAAUAAUUUUAUUUGUAUAAUGAAUUUUAUUCUUGUCUAAAGAGUUGCAAUUUGAGGAUUCACAGGCUUGUAUAAUGAAUUAUAUAGUUGUCUAGAGAGCUGCGAUUUAAGAUUUCACCAGGCAUAAACUGUAGUAUAAUUUUUUUAGAGGUUUAAGUCGCUCAAGGAGUGAUUUAAUAAUUGAAAAAUAAUAUUUUCAGUUUUGUUCAUAGAGAGUGUUGUCCCAGAUGCAAUAUGAGGAAUUUUUGUUGAAAAAUCAGAAACUUAGGAGGAAGAUUAUGAGGUUUACGUGGUUUGUAUGAGAUAUUUGAAUCCAUUCUUCUAGUGGAAUAUUUCCCAAUGUCCUUUGAAACGAUAAUAGGGAGUUCAAAUGGUGAAUGGGCAGUGAAAGUUGAAAGAAUGGUAGAGAAUGUUCAAAUGGUGAAUAGAUAGUGAAAGUUGAAAAGAAUGUAGGUUUUGUAAGAAUUAGUAUUCUGAAUUUUUUCAAUAAUUAUUGUUGGAGAGAGAUAACAAAUUUUAUAUCUUCCUGCAAAUCUGGAUGCAGGCAUUUUUUAAUAUCUGGAAUGGUUCACUUGCCUUCAAUUUUAGAAUUGAAUGUAGCUAUAAAUGCAACAGGUAGUAAAUAUCUGGAAUGACCCAAGAAAUCGAAAGAGAAACAAAUUCAAGAUAUUAUCUUAUUGGUGAUGAGAAUGUGUGCUAAAAAUUUUCCAAUAUGAAAUUAUUAUUCUGAGAUAUUUUGGAUUUGUGUACUCUCUGUCCAUCUUUUUAUCAGUCCAUACAUACAUACCAUAAGAGUAGUUUGCAUGUUUUUCAACCAAUAUAGUAUUGAGGCAUGGCAUACGUUCUACGUUGUCACUUUUCGAAACUUCUAAGCUCUCCAACAUGUCCUAUGUGUAAUGCUAAUAAUAUUAAUUCAUGUGCAUAGUAAAAGUAUUUAGUUAUGUUGAGUAAAAUUCCGAUAGUCCGCAAACAAUAAAUUAUAAAAAGUCUUCUCGGAAUGAAUCACGGAAGAGUUUUUGGAGAUUUUUCAAUUUUAUAAAACUCUUUGUGGUCUUUGAACUCUUGAAAUAAUAUCUAUAUGAAACAAAUAAGUGAACCAGAAUACAAAGUACUGCCAUAUCUCUAUUUAUAUUUCAAUUUAUGGAUGUAGCCUAUAUUUCAUACUUUUGCAGUAGCCAAUCAUGAUUUUCUAGAAUAUGAGCUUAAUGUCAAUAGCUUUGAUAUCCGUUAUACAUUUAGAGUACCGGUACAUGAAAAAUUUCUUACGUUUUUUGAAAAUGAUUUAUUUUUCCCUGUAUGAAUACGAGAAUCGGUUUAAAUAGAGUGAAUGGACAGACACUUGAAAUAAGAUAUAACGUUGUUCAAAUAAUAUACCAAUAAUACAACUAUUGGCCCAAUAGAAUUGAAAUUACCCAUGUGACUAUCUCAUAUCCUACUUGAAAAUUUCUAUUCUCUAAGCUCAAAUGUAUCAUAAACUUCCCAAGUCAUUCCCUCUUCAACUACCAUAAACUAUAUACUCGAUCGUGUGACUUUAAUGAAUUGUAAUUUAAAAAGUAUAUUCUCCAAUCAAUAUGAUUAUUAUGAUCUCAAUGUAUUCAUGAUAAAAUAUGCCAUUAACACUGCCUGGAUGCAUUUAUGUUUCGAUACUGCGAAUACGAUUAACUGAAUGACAUUUGAAAAAUAACCACAUUAGUUUUUAUGAUGAUUGGAUGAGGUCUAAUAUCAUUUGGUUCAAUUUUUCAAUGAAUUUUAAAGUGGAAAAGAGUAUUGUUUCUCUGUAAGCUAUGUUAUCGAUGGAUGCCACCUUUCUUUAGGAUGCAUUUAAAAUGUAUAUCGUGUCCAGAUAUACGAGAUAAGAUUGACAGACCUAUUAAACAUAUAAAAAUUAAAUAUCAUUUCCAUUGAAUUGGAAAACUAUGAACUUGAUGUUAAAUUUGUUAAUUCACUUGAACAAUAUCAUCUUUGUCCAAUCGAAGAUAUUUUUAGAAAAUUGUAUGUGCAGCCCACUUCUCAUGUCUCCAACCUGUAAAAAUUGUAUUUGUAAUAAAAUUGAGCUUUAAUAUCAUUAUCACUGGAAUAAUUAAUCCAUAUCGUAGUUUUUAAAAAUAUUGCUGUUCUCUCCGAAGUGUAACAAAUAUAUCCUGCAUUGUUGCAGAAUGAUUUAAGCAAAUCUAGUCUGUUGAUAGGGAAUAAUAUUGUUGGAUAUUAAUAGAAUACUCCUAUUGGAACUAAAAAAUUGAUUUCAUCCCAGUCGUUGUUGCUUGAAAAUGAAUAUAAUAUCGGCUGAGCCUGCAUUUUUAUCAUUAUCCUGUAAAUAUUUUUUAUAGAUAACACUCGAAUAAUCAUAAAAAUAAUGAUAAUUGAGAGAAUAGUAUAUCAUGUGAAUAUAUAUUAUAUAUUUAUUGCAUUUUUGUAUGUAUAUAUUAUAUAUAUUGUAUGGAAUAAAACAAGUUCUAUAUAUUAAAUUGUGAUGAUCUUAUGAAUAAUUAUUAUUGUGAUACAAAUUUUCGUUGUAUUUUGUGGUGAAAUUUUAUUAUUAAAUUUAUAACAGAAAA
Molecule: messenger RNA, 7637 nt
Organism: Nilaparvata lugens (brown planthopper)
Lineage: Eukaryota; Metazoa; Arthropoda; Insecta; Hemiptera; Delphacidae
Exons: 16
Coding region: 699-4868 (1389 amino acids)
Source: RefSeq, a predicted model, not a curated record